Molecule: messenger RNA, 2322 nt
Organism: Sarcophilus harrisii (Tasmanian devil)
Lineage: Eukaryota; Metazoa; Chordata; Mammalia; Dasyuromorphia; Dasyuridae
Gene: NAA30
Product: N-alpha-acetyltransferase 30, NatC catalytic subunit
Exons: 7
Coding region: 377-1546 (389 amino acids)
Biological process (GO): N-terminal peptidyl-methionine acetylation
Cellular component (GO): NatC complex
Molecular function (GO): protein-N-terminal amino-acid acetyltransferase activity
Source: RefSeq, a predicted model, not a curated record
UCUAAGCAGUAGGAGAAGAUCAAAAAUGAGCCAACUAGGGUACUUUGACCCCAGGCUAGUCCAGAUGUUGAGGACAAACCAUCAGAAAGGACUGUGGACUGUGAAAUUAGGAUUAAAGGUCUGAACUUUGGAAGAAGUAAACUGGCUAGAGGAGAAAUGACUAAGGAAUUCUCUACACUAAGGUAGGCUGAGUGAAAAAACUCGGCGGCGGCAGCAGCAGCAGUGGUGGCCGAGCAGGAGGAGGUGGUGGCAGCGGCAGCGGCGGCGGCAGCGGCGCCGGCGCGGCCAAGGAGGAGGAGGAGGAGGCGGCAGCGGAGGAGGAGAGGGAGGAGGCAGAGGAGGAGGAGGAGGAGCGGCGGCGGGGACUGGUGUGGGGAUGGCGGAGAUACCGCCCGGGCCUAGCAGCCUCCUCCCUCCGCCGCCACCGCCACCGGCCGCGGCAGAGCCCUGCUGCCCCUUCCCCGCGGGGGCCGCCCCGAUCUGCUGCAGCGAGGACGAAGAGGACGACGAGGAGCAUCGAAGAGGAGGAGAGGGAGGCGGCGGCGGCGGCGGCAGGGGUCGGGGCCGGAGCCCGUCCGGCGAGGCGGCUGCCUCCAAGGGGCAUCAGCGUCUCCAUUGCCCCAAGACACCGGCGUCGUCGCUGCCUCCGCCAGCGCAGCCGCCGCAGGAGCAGCAGCAGCAGCAGCAGCAGCAACUCAAUGGGUUGAUCAGCCCCGAGUUGAGACACCUUCGGGCAGCCGCCUCCCUUAAGAGCAAGAUCGUGGGCGCCGCCGACACGACUUCGGGCCCCGCCACCGACGGGAAUCAGAGGGCGAUUGCAACCAAAAGAUCUGGGCAGCCCCCCAGUGAGAGACCCCCUCACACUCUCCCUAAUAAUGCAAGAACUGCGCCCCCAAACCCUGCAGCACCGGCGGCGGCUGUAACAGCAGCGAGCGGCCUGGCGGCGGCCCGCAAUGGACUGGCUGGAGGGACUGAGCAGGAGGAGGAGGAGGAGGAAGAUGAAUCGCUGCUGCUGCUCUCCUCGUCCCUGACAGCUGUCUGCAGCUUAACAACCUCCUCUGACAGGGAGGCAGAACCUGAGGAGGAUCGGACGAUACGAUAUGUCCGAUAUGAAUCCGAGCUACAAAUGCCCGAUAUCAUGAGACUGAUCACCAAAGAUCUGUCUGAACCCUACUCCAUUUAUACCUAUAGAUAUUUUAUCCACAACUGGCCACAGCUAUGCUUCUUGGCCGUGGUAGGGGAAGAGUGUGUAGGUGCCAUCGUUUGCAAGUUGGAUAUGCACAAAAAGAUGUUCCGCAGAGGUUAUAUAGCCAUGUUAGCAGUGGAUUCCAAAUACAGGAGAAAUGGCAUUGGUACUAACUUGGUUAAGAAAGCUAUUUAUGCCAUGGUUGAAGGAGACUGUGAUGAGGUUGUCUUGGAAACCGAAAUUACAAAUAAAUCUGCUUUGAAACUUUAUGAAAAUCUUGGUUUUGUGCGAGAUAAAAGGCUGUUCAGAUACUAUUUAAAUGGAGUUGAUGCACUGCGUCUUAAACUAUGGCUGCGUUAAAAGAAACUAUCACAUGAAGGAACAACUUCCAACAGCGCACAGUCGGCCUUUGCAUGCAAUGCAAUUUGUACAGAAUUGCUUUGCAGGUGGAUUUCAUAAUUUCCAUGCAGCUCUUACCUGUCAGUGUCUCAUUGAGUGUCGCACAUAUUUGUUGCACUAUGGCAUGGCACAUUUGUUCUGAAUUAAAAGAUUGUUUCAAACUUCGAGUUUUUUUGGUACCAGCAAGAUGUGCCAGUUGCUAGCCAAGAUUGUUUGUUCAUUUGCAAGUCUACUGACAACAUUAUAUACACAGUGAACAUUUUAUCACAGAACCUGUAUGUGGAACAUAAUUUUUGUUCCUGAAAAAAGCCAAUUUAGAUUGUAAAAUUCUCUAAGUAUACUAACAUUUCAUACAAAACUUGCCAUAGUUUUCUGGGGAGGGGGGAAAGCUUCAAUUUUAGGUUUUAUUUUUCAAUAUUGAAUUUUCCAUUUUUGAAUAUUGGUACCUCAGUGAUUAGUGAAUGAAAAAAGUGUAUUGUAGGGUGGGGUGUGUGUUACAACAAGUAACAGUAACAAUUAAAUUGCGUCUCCCAGUGCCUGUAUAAAUAAGAAUAUUUGUCUUCAUCUCUAAUUUUUUAGUGCAUGCUUUCUUUUUAUUUCCUUUUAAAAUGUCUUUGCAAGAAAACUGCUUUUAUUUAAAUUCUGAAUUUGAUAAUAAAUUAUUUCAGAUUUUAUAAUUUGGAUACUUUUCCCAGGCAAGAGACAAAGCUAUUCUUAUACAUCAAAAAAUAGAAGCU